AUGCAAUUGUAUACUGGAUUAUUGUUCUUCUUAAUUUCCACGAUCGCUCAUAGUGAAUAUAUCCAUCACGACAGAAGUCACGCUCAAAAAACUCGUAUCAUAGAGUGGUAUUCGAGAGGUUCAUCAAUGAGAAAAACAAUGGAAGUUACUGAAGAGGACCCGGAUGCUGGCAAUGUUACUAUGAAGAAAGACGAGGACCCUCACAUGCCUCUGGAAUAUGGAGUUCAUUACGAUGGCCUAGGAAAAUUAUCUACACCUGAAGAAUGCGCGCGACCUUGCAAGAAAGGAGCUUGGCCUAAGAAUUGUUACUAUCAUUUCACAGCCGAGCUUUAUCGAACUCUGGGCGGUGCUUGUACUUUGUGCCGACCAACAACCAACACAUCACUGAGUGCAGACUGCCAGUGUGUUGUUGGUGAUGGAGUUGAUAUGGCUGGUAUCAUGGUAAUUAACAGAAUGUAUCCGGGACCAUCGAUUCAGCUAUGUGUGGGUGAUCUCGCUAUCAUUGAUGUAAACAAUAGAGCUAUUGGUACAUCUAUCACCAUCCAUUGGCAUGGGGUCUAUCAAAAGAACUACCAAUACUACGAUGGUGUUCCUUUCGUCACCCAAUGUCCCAUAAUACAAGGAACAACUUUUCGAUACAGGUGGCGUGCCCAAAAUGCUGGGACCCAUUUUUAUCAUGCCCACACAGGUCUCCACAAACCCGAUGGUCUUGAAGGUGCAGUUAUCAUUCGACAACCAAAAUUUGAGGAUCCGAAUAGCGAUCAUUUUGACGACGAUGAGUUCGAUAAUGUCAUUUUUAUUAAUGAUUGGUUUCAUGAAUCAGCCAUCGACCACUGGCCAGGUACUAGCACGCGAAGAGUUGGCCAAAUACCGCACAACAUUCUCAUCAAUGGCAAAGGACAGUGGUUGGACCCGUCAACAGGUAACUAUACUAAUUCGAGUCUGGCCAUUAUCAAUGUCCAACCCAAUCGCCGUAUUAGGUUCCGAAUGAUCAACAGUUCGAGUUGGACUUGUCCUACUCAGUUCACAAUCCAGAAUCAUAAUUUAACGCUCAUUGGUACUGAUGGUGAAGAAGUAAAACCAAAGAUGGUCACCACUAUCACAUCUUAUUCUGCGGAACGUUAUGACUUUGUUCUCCAUACCAAUGAGACGAUUGGUACUUAUUGGAUUCAAGCUCGGCUGAUACAUUCUUGCUCAUCAGAAAAAAUCACACAAGUUGCUAUAUUGCGUUAUAUUGGAUCAGAAUUAGAUAUUCCGGCAUUAGAAAGACCUCGUUACGAUCCAGGAUUGCCAUUAGGCAUUAUCUUCAAUGAUGUGAAUCGUAUAUGCAAUGAUACAGAUCCGAAUUUUGUCUGCGUCGGAGACCUUCAAACAGCCGAUCCAAUUGAUGAGAGAAUUCUAGCUCCCAAAGCAGACAUCAGUAUUCUUCUGCCGUACCAAUUCCAUUUAUUCUCUAAUGAAGAGCUAUUUAAACCAAAUACUUAUACACAAUUCUUAGUUCCUUUUGGAGGUAAUGGAGCAGUUGCCAUGAUUGGGAAUAUCUCAAAUGUGUUUUUGGGAUCGCCUUAUAUUAGUCAAAUGGCCGAUAUCCCACCCGACAUGAUCUGUAAUAAGUGUUCUCUACCUGAUAGAUGUCUCCCAAGGAAACCAUGUUUCUGUUCACAUAUUAUACACAUACCACUCAAUACGGUCGUCGAAAUUAUUAUGACUGAUGCUGGUGAAAAUGGAUUGUCUCACCCCUUCCAUCUCCAUGGUUUUGGUCACCAUGUAAUGGCCCAGGGUCAUUUGAAGGAUGUACAUAUCACGGAAAUUAAUAAACACUAUGCUCUGGAGCUCCACCGGCAAGCAUAUCAAGAUUUCAGAACUGAACCACCUGUCAAAGAUACCCUAGCUGUCUCAGCGGGUGGAUAUACUAUCGUCAGGUUCAUAGCUGACAAUCCUGGAUACUGGCUGCACCACUGUCAUUUCAUGUCGCAUUUAUUGGUCGGAAUGGAACUAGUUCUCCAUGUGGGAGAGGAUUCAGACCUUCCUCCAGUUCCAAAGGGUUUUCCAACAUGUGGAGACUUUAAACCACGAUCUUGA
This is a messenger RNA of Diachasma alloeum, 2082 nucleotides long. RefSeq names its product L-ascorbate oxidase. Gene Ontology annotation, biological process: iron ion transport. Gene Ontology annotation, cellular component: plasma membrane. The record is from RefSeq and is a predicted model, not a curated record. The coding region runs from base 1 to 2082 and encodes 693 amino acids. Lineage: Eukaryota; Metazoa; Arthropoda; Insecta; Hymenoptera; Braconidae. Gene Ontology annotation, molecular function: oxidoreductase activity; copper ion binding. The transcript has 9 exons.